UUAAGGAUAAAAAGAGUAUAAAUUAUCCCUUUUACAUAUUAAGAAAAGUGCAUGAAUUGCUCAUCUGAUGUACGAACUAAAGAAGUAUAGUGGGGAGAAAACUCGAUCGAGCCCUAGCUAGACGACGUUACUUUCUCUCCUACACGAACGAACGAACGAAGCAAAAAGUAAAGAAAAGGGAGAAAAAAAUGGCAACGGAGGUGGAUGAUGAAUAUGUAGAGGAGGAGGAUGAAUAUGGUUAUUUGUCUGAUAAUUAUUCAACGGAUGAUGAGGAUGAUGAUAUGGAAUCUUUGAUUCAUUUUGAUCUAUUGAAAGUGCCUUUUGAGGGUUAUAAAGAUCUAUCCCCCGAAGAAAGAGUACGCUGGAUGACAAUACAUUUCAUUAUACAAAAAAAUCAUUGUAGUGAUUUUUUGUUUAAGCCAAGAAGAGGACAAAAAUCUAAAGUGGCAGAACAAGUCUCAAAAGUAGCAGAAGAAUCAAAAGUGGCAGAACAAGUUUCAAAAGUAGUAGAAGAAGGAUCAAAAGUAGAAGAAGAAUCAAAAGUGACAGAAGACGGCGACGUAGAAGAAGAAUCAAAAGUACCAAAAAUGAAUGAAUAAUGAUGAUGAUGGACCUGGACCAAGGGGGGGCUCUUGGAAAAGAAGCAGUAAACCAAGUGGUGUUUGAUGAUGCAUGCCUGAUGGCAGAUGUAGCCAAUAUUUUGAAACCAUCCUAGUAAUUUUCCUUUGUAGUAUUUAACUUAUCGUCAGGAUUAAUCGAGUAUGAUGGAUACUUGUUUAGCUCUCUCUUUGUUUUUAUUUUUUAUUUUUAUGGGGUGUAUGUGAUGAAUGUUUAAAAUGGUUUGGUGCUUUCUCUCAUCUUAAAAUACGCCAGCCUUUGCUUGUGUAUGAUGUGUGGUUUGGUCUGUGGUUAACUUGGCAAAACUUGGAUGGCCUCGGAGCAGGUCGAUAAAUGAAACUUUCGUGUUGUUUUCCUUCA
Erigeron canadensis is the source of this 978-nucleotide messenger RNA. RefSeq lists its product as uncharacterized. NCBI's taxonomy places the organism in Eukaryota, Viridiplantae, Streptophyta, Magnoliopsida, Asterales, Asteraceae. The coding region runs from base 189 to 599 and encodes 136 amino acids. The transcript has 5 exons. The record is from RefSeq and is a predicted model, not a curated record.